UAUAAUACCGUUUACAGUAGUGACGGGCAAGCCUACAUAGUAAGCGAAUAGAAGAGGAUGCGCACAUCACGCCAUCAUAAUCUUCCACAUGUACAAGCCGGUAGUAGACGAAAACGUGGGUGGUGCUAUUAAUUGACAAUUGCAUUUGAGUUAUUAUCAAGUGUGUGCUUAAACUGUUUGACACAUAUACUUCUUUAACACUUACGGAUCCAGGAAAUGCUCAAUAGCGUUACAAAUGUGUCGGAUACAAUCUAGCGCGCGUCCAGCUCGUUUCAUCUAAACUGUACUUGUCAUCAUAAUCAUAAUGGUGGCGGGAGAGUUGCUUCAAGAACAACAUAUUUUGCCCGACAAAACACCUGGCGGGAGUGUCAGUGCCUGCGAGACGCCCGAUGGAGGAAAUACAGAACACUACAAGACGCUUUCCAAUGGCUCCGUUCAUAUAACUUUGGAUCCAAAGGUGCUGGAGCAAGAGCUUCCAGCACCGGAUGAAAAAGACGCGAUGCUUCCCAGCGACCAGAAUAAACCUCUGGAAACCAAACGGUAUUUGUGGAGGUUCGCUGUACUGGCGGUGUUCAGCCUUUAUUCGCUCGUCAACGCCUUUCAGUGGAUCCAAUACGGCAUUAUCGCAAACAUCUUCACGAACUAUUAUAAUGUAUCAGACGUGAUGGUUGACUGGCUCUCCGUGGUCUAUAUGGUCGCGUACGUGCCCUUGAUCUUCCCCGCUACAUGGCUGUUGGAUAAAAAGGGACUGAGGAUGACAGCGUUACUGGGGGCCGGCCUGAAUGCAGUGGGCGCUUGGGUGAAAUGCGCCAGUGUGGGUCCUAAUCUCUUUUGGGUCACCAUGACCGCACAGAUUAUAUGUUCUGUGGCACAGGUGUUCAUUUUGGGACUCCCCUCCAGAAUCGCAUCGGUGUGGUUCGGGCCCAGUGAAGUUUCCACAGCGUGUGCCACUGCUGUGUUAGGCAAUCAGCUUGGUGUGGCUAUUGGUUUCCUGCUGCCACCUGUUCUGGUUCCCAAUACUGCAGAAGACAAAGAGCUCAUGGGCUACAACAUCAGCAUAAUGUUUUAUGGGACAGCUGCAAUUUCAACUCUGCUCUUCUUUUUAACAGUAUUUGUCAUUAAGGACAAACCUCCACUUCCACCCAGCAAGGCCCAAGCUGUACUCUGCGAAACACCUGAUGAAGAUUAUUCAUACAAGAAGUCCAUCAUCAACCUCUUCAAGAACAAGCCAUUCAUUCUGCUUCUCAUUUCUUAUGGCAUUAUGACGGGAACUUUCUACUCCGUAUCUACGCUCUUAAAUCGAAUGAUAAUUACUCACUAUCCGGGUGAAGAGUUAAAUGCUGGUAGAAUUGGCUUGACUUUGGUGGUGGCUGGAAUGGUUGGCUCAAUACUCUGUGGACUCUGGCUGGAUCGUACUAAAACUUAUAAAAUGACCACGUUGAUCGUCUACAUCUUGUCCUUCGUUGGAAUGGUCGUGUUCACAUUCACUCUGGAUUUGGGAUAUUUGCUUGUGAUCUUCAUAAAUGCUGGAGUUCUCGGGUUUUUUAUGACCGGUUAUCUUCCCAUUGGCUUUGAGUUUGGUGUCGAAAUCACAUACCCGGAGUCUGAGGGCACGUCCUCUGGUCUUCUGAAUGCAUUCGCACAGGUUUUUGGGAUCAUUUUUACUCUCAUCCAAGGACAGCUCAUCACCGAUUACAACCCACUCAUCGGAAACAUUUUCUUGUGCGCUUGGACCUUCCUAGGCAUCAUUCUAACAGCUUUGAUUAAAUCAGACCUCAAAAGACACAACAUCAAUGUGGGCAACACUGACAAAGGCCAAGCAGUUCCUGAAGAGAAAGAACCCUGUGCUGCCAAACUGGAAUCCAGUUUACCUCACGACACCUCACUGUAAAUGUUUAUAAACAGCACAUCAAACAUCACAAAAAACAGAUUAUAGACUUUCUUGAGAUUACUUGAAAAUAGGGAUGUUCAUAUUGGCCGGUUAACCGUUAAACAAAGGUAAAAAUUUAUGAAGGAUUAAUAUUAUAAGUUUAAAAAGACGAACAGUGUCGAUACGUCCCUACAGACAUUUCACCACUUUUCUAUCCUUAAAGGGGACAUAUCAUGAAAAUCUGACUUUUUGCAUGUUUAAGUGCUAUAAUUCGGUCCCCAGUGCUUCUACACUGCAAAAAAUGACUUUCUUACUUAGUAUUUUUGUCUUGUUUUCAGUAGAAAUAUCUAAACAUUCUUAAAUCAAGAUGUAUUUUCUUGAUGAGCAAAAUUACCUAAGAAAAUAAUACUAGUUUCUC
This is a messenger RNA of Misgurnus anguillicaudatus (oriental weatherfish), 2288 nucleotides long. RefSeq names its product FLVCR choline and heme transporter 1 (gene flvcr1). Gene Ontology annotation, cellular component: mitochondrion; membrane. Gene Ontology annotation, molecular function: heme binding; heme transmembrane transporter activity. Gene Ontology annotation, biological process: erythrocyte differentiation; heme export; mitochondrial transport. The record is from RefSeq and is a predicted model, not a curated record. NCBI's taxonomy places the organism in Eukaryota, Metazoa, Chordata, Actinopteri, Cypriniformes, Cobitidae.